This is a messenger RNA of Pyricularia pennisetigena, 561 nucleotides long. RefSeq lists its product as uncharacterized. The transcript is spliced from 2 exons. NCBI's taxonomy places the organism in Eukaryota, Fungi, Ascomycota, Sordariomycetes, Magnaporthales, Pyriculariaceae. Bases 1 to 561 code for a protein of 186 amino acids. The record is from RefSeq and is a predicted model, not a curated record.
AUGCGGCCCGACGGCAGGCGGAGCCAUUUCUCGUCCGGGUCGGCUGCCGUGUUUUCCGUCUUGGUGUUCGCGGCCUCGAUGUCGUCCGUCCCCUCGACGUCGCUGUCCGCCUCCGAGUCGGUGGACGAGUCCCCUGGGGCUAAAGACACACUACUCGACGUGAACACCUCUUUCCACCUGCAAACGACCGCAUCACCAAGACAUGGCUCCCUCCGCCGCCAACGGCCUCGGCACCACCUUUGCCGUAGCGCCGCCGGCCAGGACGUCGUAGAUGCGCUUCCCAAACCUCGAAAAGGCAUUGGUCAUGCCCCCGAUCUCGGUCAGCUUCUUCUCCAGCGCCGACAGGGCAAAGGGGAAGGCCUCGCCGCCGAUGCGGAGCAUGUUCUGGUCCAGGUCGAUCUCGAUGGCGGCGCCCGUGCCGGCGAGCUCGUAGAAGCGCUCGUCGCUGAUGGUGAAUCCCAGCAGGCCGAGCGACGGCAUGUUGCGCGCAAAGAUGAAGGCGAAGCUCUUGGCGAUGACGCAUUUCGCCCCGACGCCUGUCGAAAAUCCACAUGUCAGUGA